AUGCUUGUGCACUACUGCGACUGCUCCUACAACACCGUCUUUGCUUACAGCCCCUCUGUAUUCUCCCAGAACAUCGCCUGCUCCCAUUGCGGCUCUAUAUCAACGGGCAUCAACGUGCGAGCCAAGGCCGAGGAAGACGCAAACAUGCAGCAAGAUGAACUCGCCCAGCUGUUUGCAGCUAACAUGCAUCUGUCACAGAACGCAGCACACCAGCAGCAAGUGCAACAAGAGUCAGCGCGGCUGCAGCAAAUACAACUAGAACAAGCGCGGCAGCAGCAGCAGCAAAUACAGCAAGAACAAGCGCAGCAGCCAGAAGCCCCCAAGGCAAUCGUGUAUGCUUCGAGCCACUACACCCACUCACACCAUGUCGUGCCCACCCGUAGUGCCUCGGAACCGCCAGCAAAGACGCACAUUGACAUGUCUGAACUAGGGGCGAUUUUGCUGCGCAACAGCAUCAACCCGGAACUGCUUUUCCCGUCCCAAGUCGAGCUGUUCCAGAAUGCAGAUGAUGACCAGCGGUUACGGCUGCUCGAGCUAUGGCGCAUCUCCCCCCCACAGGGCCGCCAGGGCUAUCCAGCAGGCACAGACUACAACAUGUCGCGGCAGCUGUACGACUGGCCGCCGACGAGCCUAGCGCAAGAGGAGUCGAUGGCCAAGCUGCGCUAUGAGAAAGCCCAGCAGGACGAGCAGGCGCGAGAGCCAAGUGCGUCGCCUCAGGCAGCAGAGCCGUACAUGGCGUCGGGCUACGACAUGCUUGCGCAGCGCGACUACGAGCAGUCGGCCCACCAGUCGGCCAAGCAGUCAAACUACUACCCGGCGACGGACCCCGUGUACAACAGCGCGGCCAGCCACGGGCUGUGGCAGAACAAGGUGGGCACCAUCUCGGACAUGGAGAACAACUACGGCGCGUAUGCCUAUGCCCGCGAGUACGGCUUCCAGCAGCCGUCGUACGCCGACGAGGAGAUGGUCAUGUAG
Ascochyta rabiei is the source of this 975-nucleotide messenger RNA. RefSeq lists its product as uncharacterized. The record is from RefSeq and is a predicted model, not a curated record. Lineage: Eukaryota; Fungi; Ascomycota; Dothideomycetes; Pleosporales; Didymellaceae. Bases 1 to 975 code for a protein of 324 amino acids. The transcript is spliced from 2 exons.